AUGGGAAAGAAAAGUUCUUUUUUGACAAAACUAUUUGCCCAGGGAGCAGACGAACCUGAUCCAGCUGAAGAAGGAUUUAUUCUUAAUUCGAUCACCUUCAACUUGGCGAAGCUGAUUUUUGCUCCGAGUCUUCCUGCUGGGUUUUCUUAUUGCAACCUUGAUCCUCGAAACGACGAAGACUUUCGGGAGAUUUCGGGUUUGCUCAGAGGGCAUUUUAUUAAAUCCAAACGAACUGAUGCGUCUUUUACCCUUUAUUACCCAGAUCCCGUUCUACGCAUGGUUCUCUAUCGCACGCCCCCAGAGUUCAACGUCGGAAUCCGAUUUGAAUCAGAGCUUAUUGCGUAUGCAAACAUUAUGCAGCAACAGAUUUCCAUCAAGGGCAGAAAUUCAAAUGCUUUCCUUAUUGAUUUUCUGGUUGUUCACGGAGAUUUUCGCGGGCGCAGAUUGACGCCCUGUCUUGCCGCCAAGGGGCUGCAGAACAUGAUCAAAUCGUCGUCUUUUAACAAGGAAUCCGUCGUACUUGUCACGUGCGCUUAUGAUCUCCCGCUCAAGAGAGUGGCGCUGCAUAAAAUAUACCACAGGCCGAUUCGACCCAUCAAACUUAUGGGAGUUGGAAUGAUGCCGAUCCAGAUUGAUAUUGACAAGUGCAGGCAAAAGUUUAGCUUGAAAACUGGAAAGAACAGACUCAACAUGGAAAGACUUCAAGCCAAAGAUUCUGACAGCGCCAGACUGAGGCUUUAUCACUUCCUUGAGGAUGGCGAUAUCGCGCCAAUUUUCAAGAAAACAGAUUUCGAGCACUUUUUUCUUCGGGAUGAUGGUGCAACAGUGUCCUUUGUGUUGAAAGAAAACGAAGUUGUGAAAGAUUUUGUGAGCUUUUAUAGAGCCGACACGGAGAUAAAAGACGAAGAUGGUGAAAUCGAAAGAGUAAUGGUAUUCUGGCUAAUGUACGUUGCCAGUGAUAGGCCAAAAGAAGUUGUCGAGAGUUGCUUGGAAUCAUUGAAAGAUUUGGGCGGUGAUAUGCUCAACAUUUCAAAGGGUUCCAUUGGAAAAGAGCAUUUUCCCGACUUUGAAAGCAGCAAUCUUUACCUGGAAGGAACCGGUACAUUACGAUAUUACAUGUUCAAUUGGCGGAGCAUCGGAGAGUAUCCAAAUGUUAAAAUUACGCUUAUAUAA
Messenger RNA from Oikopleura dioica, 1173 nucleotides. Lineage: Eukaryota; Metazoa; Chordata; Appendicularia; Copelata; Oikopleuridae. The record is from the annotation of a GenBank genome assembly.